This is a messenger RNA of Cyphellophora europaea CBS 101466, 630 nucleotides long. RefSeq lists its product as uncharacterized. The coding region runs from base 1 to 630 and encodes 209 amino acids. The record is from RefSeq and is a predicted model, not a curated record. The transcript has 3 exons. NCBI's taxonomy places the organism in Eukaryota, Fungi, Ascomycota, Eurotiomycetes, Chaetothyriales, Cyphellophoraceae.
AUGAAGAAGGAAGCUGGUGGUUCUGCUGCUACAUUCAGAAAAGGAGGCCUGACCAUUGUCGACUUGAGUGAUUCCACCAUGAGUGAGACGGAUAUUUGUACGCUGUAUGAACUCUGUUUCUCCAUCUUCCUUUCGCCAACACAAUCUGGUCAUAGUCUGAUUGUUGCCGUUGACGAGGCCCACCAGGUUUCUGACCGAUACUCCCAGGCCAAAAGCUUCACUCAGCAGCUAGUCCGACUGAUUCACGAAGAGCAUCGUCUCGGUGCCCGCGUCCUCAUUGCAACUCAGGAGCCUUCAUGUUUGACUGAGCUGCUAGACCUUUGUGACGUCUCCAUCAUCCAUCGCUUCCGCUCGCCAACAUGGUCCGAGGCGCUCAAGAACCACCUAGCAGGCAUGGUCUGGAGUGGUGGUGCCGAUAGUACCUCGGGCAAGAGAGUUUUCGACACCAUCGUAGGACUCGGGGAUGGUGAAGCAUUGCUGUUCUGCCCCGGCGCAUAUCUUGACGUACCAGUCUCCUUGACCACAGGAAGCAAGGCGGAGGAGAAAGAGUCUGCGAAUUUGGUGAAUCCCAUUAGAAGUCCCCGCAACAAUGAAGCAGGGCCCGACAAGUCAAGUACCAACAGCGCAUGA